AUCUAAAGGUGAGACACCAUUGAUGGAAGGCAGCGUCAGUGAGAGUGGUAAUUCUUCUAGAGUAAGGGGUUCUGGUUGAUGAGAUUGAUAAGGGGGAAUUAUGGUUGGUUUUGAAUCCAGCAAUUACUUUGCAGCGAAUAUGCUAACAUUUCUAUUUUUGUAAAAAGUUUCAGUUUGACAUGGAAUUCUUCUUCACAGGAGUUAAGGCUGGAAUGUUUGUAAGAGAUGCUAAGGUUCUUUGUCCUAAACUUGUCAUUCUUUCUUAUGACUUUGAAGCUUAUGAGGAGGUGGCUGACAAGUUUUAUGACAUUUUGCAUAAGCACUGCAAGAAAGUGCAGGCCGUCAGUUGUGAUGAAGCAUUUUUAGAUGCCACUGACUCAGGGGUGGAUGACAUUCAAGCAUUUGUCAGACUGAUCAGGAAGGAAAUUGUUGAGAUAACAGGAUGCACUGCAAGUGCCGGUAUUGCUGGAAAUAUGCUUAUGGCCCGUCUUGCUACCCAAACUGCAAAACCUGAUGGACAAUGUUGUAUCCCUCCUGAGUAG
This is a messenger RNA of Ipomoea nil (Japanese morning glory), 542 nucleotides long. RefSeq names its product DNA repair protein REV1-like. The transcript is spliced from 3 exons. NCBI's taxonomy places the organism in Eukaryota, Viridiplantae, Streptophyta, Magnoliopsida, Solanales, Convolvulaceae. Gene Ontology annotation, cellular component: nucleus. Gene Ontology annotation, biological process: error-free translesion synthesis; error-prone translesion synthesis. The record is from RefSeq and is a predicted model, not a curated record. Gene Ontology annotation, molecular function: DNA-directed DNA polymerase activity; deoxycytidyl transferase activity. Bases 180 to 542 code for a protein of 120 amino acids.